ACUACUAUGAUAAUUUUUCUGUAACAUGUUUGCAACUUUACUGAUAAGGCAUUCGAAAUGAUUUAAAGGCAGCGGAGGCAAAAGCUGGUUGACUGUAAUACCAAAGCCUCUUCAAGAAGGAGCUGGACUCGCCCUUGUCACGAACUAGUAUAUUGAAAAAUCUCUGAGAAAUCUGCAGCAGCAAUGAACGUCCUAUUAACAGCGUGGGCCAUCUUGGUUGUGUACUUUAUGUCGCACUCCGUAAAUGCUGAAAAUAGAAUCGGGUGUAACUUCGAAGUGGACCUCUGCGGUUGGACUCAAAACACUGACGACGAUUAUGAUUGGCGCAGAAACAGUGGGCCUACACCAUCGUUUUCAACAGGGCCGUCAGGUGACCACACACUAGGCUCCGCAUCUGGGGCGUAUAUCUACACUGAAGCCUCUUUUGGGAUUGCAGGGGAAACAGCUAAGCUGACAAGCGACAGGGUUACUCUCAGCUCGGGUGAUGGCUGUUUUCAACUUUGGUACAACAUGUACGGAGCGGGUAUUGGCGCCCUAAACGUGUAUCUGAUGCCGUCUGACGGUCCCUUGAAAAGUCUCGUUUCCUUGGAGGGAGAACAGGGCAGGGAUUGGCGUAUGCUGUCUGUGAACAUUAGCAGCACCGAUUUCCGUAUCGUUCUGGAAGGCGUCAGAGGGAAGUCGUUCAUGGGCGACAUUGCUGUGGAUGACGUCCGUUUAACGGACAGGCCUUGCGGAGAUCCCCAGCUUGUGGGCUAAGUUUUAAAAAAAACAAACAAGAAAAAAAAAAGUGGGAUUACCACUCACUCGGCUUUAUCGAAUGUGCAUAAUCGUAACUAACUCAUUCGAUUUUGUUGAAUGUGCAUAAUUGCAAAUCAAUAAUAAUACAUUUAAUUAUAUUCGCUUUUGUCGAGUGUGCUCAAUAAAGCCACUUUCUUCUGAGUUCAA
Aplysia californica (California sea hare) is the source of this 945-nucleotide messenger RNA. RefSeq names its product MAM and LDL-receptor class A domain-containing protein 1. Gene Ontology annotation, cellular component: membrane. Lineage: Eukaryota; Metazoa; Mollusca; Gastropoda; Aplysiida; Aplysiidae. The transcript is spliced from 6 exons. The record is from RefSeq and is a predicted model, not a curated record. The coding region runs from base 184 to 756 and encodes 190 amino acids.